Molecule: messenger RNA, 6125 nt
Organism: Oryzias latipes (Japanese medaka)
Lineage: Eukaryota; Metazoa; Chordata; Actinopteri; Beloniformes; Adrianichthyidae
Gene: pik3c2g
Product: phosphatidylinositol-4-phosphate 3-kinase catalytic subunit type 2 gamma
Biological process (GO): cell migration; phosphatidylinositol-mediated signaling; phosphatidylinositol-3-phosphate biosynthetic process
Cellular component (GO): phosphatidylinositol 3-kinase complex; cytoplasm; plasma membrane
Molecular function (GO): phosphatidylinositol binding; 1-phosphatidylinositol-4-phosphate 3-kinase activity; 1-phosphatidylinositol-3-kinase activity
Source: RefSeq, a predicted model, not a curated record
GGGCUGUACAGGUCUGACUUGUUCAGCCUGGGCUCAUUGAAAGUUUCCCCUUCAUACAGAAUGGUGGUGUGGGGAGCAGAGCUGUGAUGUGCCUUCUAUAAAGUGUUUUUGAAAAGACAGCGGUGGAGACUUCAGACCAGAUGGUUUACUAAAAGCUCAUGGAUCCCUUCAUGAGACACAAUGGCGUCCUGCAGAGACAGAACACAACAGAUUUUCCUGCUGCAGGUUACCAAGAGCAGCCUUUUGGCUAUGCCGUGAUGCCUCCAGAUGAAGCUAACCCUCAAGGAUAUAUUUGGAAUACUGAACAUCAGGGAAAUGGCCCUCCACCACGUCCACCCAAAAAUGUUAGGACUCGAUUUCUCAGUGAUCCCAUGGGAGCAGAACCUGUGCCACCUCCCAUUCCCCCCAGGACAAGACCGCAACAAAUCCACAACAGGAGGAUGUCUUUGGACACCGUCUCUACACCAGCAAACAGACUAAUGCGUUCCCACACACAAGUGGAGAGUCAAGAUCCAUGGGCCAUCAUCUUAAAUAACUGUCCAGAGGGCAGCACUAAGGAUCUGGCAGUGUUUUGCAGCACAACAUCCCAGCUGAAGUCACAGUACAAGCACACAAACUUUGAUCAGAACUCUGGUGUGGUGUGGGGCCGACUGGCACAAAUCCACCCCUCCCUUCUCAACAAGGUGGAGGUGGAGGUCACUGUAUCCAACGAGGAGGACAACCACCAGCUUCCCCUCCCCACAGAGGCAAACAAGCCAGUACAGCAGCUAAUUGAUGAAAUUUUGGAGCUGCUUGACCUUGACCCCAGCAGAGCCGGGGAAUAUGUUCUAAAGUUUUGCGACUCAGAGGAGUAUCUGAAAAAUGUUGAAUUACUCUCUGUGCAUGAGAAAGUACAGAUGUGCCACAAGCUGAAACAGGUGAUCCACCUGCGGCUCAUCCAUGGCGGCAGGCUGAAACGCCAUCUGGUCAGAAAUGCUGAAGAUGACAGCACAGAAUGUCACCUGUACCCAUUCCUGAACUCUGUUACUGUCUACAACAUCUCCAGGGUCAACAUGCAGGAGGUGCUCAACAGCUAUAGCAAAGAAGUGGCAGAGCUCAUGAAAAGUCAGUCUCAGCAGAAAAUCAAUGAUGUUGUGACAAGAGUUCGUACAAUCACGAAUCUGCUGUUUGGACUCACAAGUCAAGAACUGGAAGAAGCCAUUGGCCGGCUCAACCGAACCAACCUCAAAACUAUGAACAAUGAUGAGAUGUUUGAGUGUCAGUCUGUUACGGUCAUGCUCCAUGGGGUCCUUCUGAAACUGCUGCAGCUGUAUUUUGACAACUUCCAGUCCAACUUUACGGUUCAGCGAAUAAUCAGCAGCCCGCAAACCUGUGACGUGGACAACAACCAAGAAAUUCUGCAGUUCAACAUUGUUUCUCUCUAUAAGCUGCUCCCCGCCUGGCUGAGUUAUGACAGCUUUUCCCUUUCCUGUGAUUUGCUAUAUGGAGGAGUUUCAAUCUGUGACGCUGCCAUCUCUGAAAAUAUCAGCACUGCUUUGUCAUGCAGAAACAAGAUCAACUGCAACCGAACGAUGGUCUUUCCUGUUCCCAUAAAUCAGCUUCCGUAUGAAUGCAUGCUGAGAUUUCACGUAAAAGGAGCAAAGAAAGGAAAAACCAUGGAGCUUUUAGCCUGGGUUGUUCUACCUCUGUACAGUCACAGGACUCUUAUAAGAGGAACUGUUCUCCUAAGUAUGUGCAUUUCCCCUGAGUUGCCUUUUUCUCCAAGUCCUGCACUGUCCGACCUCCACAAACAGGCUGAGGGGGUCAUACUACAGCUUGAAUUUCCAGAUCAGUACGAGUGGGUUUAUCAGAGACCCGUGGCUCUGCCAGGGUCGAUCGAGUUCUCUGAGCCUUGCAACGAAGUUCGAAAGAAAAUGCUGCAGAUAUCAAAGAAGCAUUGCCUCUGCUUUCUGACAGAAAACGAGAAGGCUUUCCUGUGGAGCAAACACCACUUGAGUAACAAAGGAAGCACCUUCCUUCACCUGCUGCUGGGCGGUGUGCCCCACUGGCAGCCGAAAGACUUGACAGAAAUCUACACGGUGGUUGACAACUGGCCCAUCUACCUUCCUGAAGAGGCUCUUUUCCUGCUCACUGACAGGAUACCUGAUGAGACCGUCCGAAAGGCUGCAGUGCACUAUUUUCAACAAAUACCAGAUGGAGAGCUGGAGCUGUUUCUCCCACAGCUGGUUCAGGCUCUGAAGAAUGAGUGGAAGUUGAACUCACCUUUGGUGAUGUUGCUCUUGGAUAGAUCUCUGAAGAACAUCAGGAUCAGUCAUCAGCUUUAUUGGCUCCUGGCAGACGCUCAACAUGACCCAUACUAUCAAAGCUGGUUCAAGAAGAUCCAGGCCGCGCUGCGAUGCUGCUGUGGUCAGGCAAUGAAGAAGGAGCUGGACAAUGAAGCUCAGCUGGUCAAGGUGCUCGUACACAUGGCUGAAGCAGUGCGCUCUGCUGACAAGACUCAAAGAAAGGGUGUUUUGCACUCGUUAAAGGGGAACAUUGACCAAUUCUUCAAAGGAGGGAUGAGCUGUUGUCUACCACUGGAUCCUGCCGUUUGUGUAAAAGGAGUCAAUCUGAAUGACUGUAAGUUCUACAGCUCCAAUGCCGCUCCUUUGGGGAUCUCCUUCAUUUGUAAUGACCCCCUGGCCAAACAAUUCAGUGUCAUCUGCAAGACAGGAGAUGACCUGAAUCAGGACAUGCUGGUGCUUCAGAUAGUCCGUGUGAUGGACUCAGUUUGGCUCCAGGAGGGGCUGGAUUUGCAAAUGAUCACUUACAGAUGCAUCUCCAUAGGAAAAGCUCAAGGGCUGGUUGAAGUGGUUCCCGAAGCAGUGACACUGGCCAAGAUUCAUCAACAGUGGGGUGUGGGUGGAGCGCUUCGGUACGAUUCACUGGAGAAAUGGUUUCACAUGUUGAACAAAACUCAAGACGGUUAUGAUGAGGCUGUGAUGAACUUCAUCCACUCCUGUGCAGGGUGGUGUGUAGCCACCUUCAUCCUGGGGAUCUGCGAUCGCCACAAUGACAACAUCAUGCUGAAAAGCACCGGACACAUGUUCCACAUUGACUUUGGCAAAAUCAUGGGAAAUGCACAGAUGUUUGCAGGAUUCAAAAGGGACCGAACCCCGUUCGUCUUCACAUCUGAGAUGCAGCACUUCAUCACAGGUGGUGGGAAGACUCCUCAGCGGUUUCAGAACUUUGUGGAGCUCUGCUGUAGAGCUUAUAACAUCAUCCGAGGGCGCUCUGCACUGAUACUCAGCAUGCUGGAGCUGAUGCUCCGGGCAGGAAUGCCAGAGCUGAAGGACUCUAAGGAUCUGGAGUACAUCCAGAACAACCUCAGACCCCAUGACACGGACUUGGAAGCCACUGUCUACUUUACAAAGAAAAUCAAGGAGAGUAUGGGUUGUGUUGCUGCCAAGUUCAACUUUGUGACACAUUUAAUGGGACAAAAGAAGACACAAGGGUCGCAGUUCCGGGAGACCGUCUCUGCUCCCAGCAACAACAUCCAGGAGGCUGUCAUUCAGCGCUUCUCUGUCAAGGGAAAGGACGUGAUUUAUGAACUGCAAAUAAAAAUUGACGAUGGUUGUCUGACAAGAGAGAAGACAUAUGGGGAUUUUGAGCAGAUCCAUAAAACCAUGCAGAGGCACUUCAUAGAAUCCCAGCUACCUAAGUUUCCUGGAUUUUUUCAGAUGUCGUUCACUCCACAAAGAAAGAUGUAUGAGCUUAAUAAUUACCUAAAGGAGCUUUUUGAGGGACCAGGCAAAGGGGAUGAGUACGUGUGCAGACUGUUCCUGGAUGGUCCAAAACAGGCAAAGCAAGAGUUGCAAGAAGGAGACUGCUCUCAGAUCCAGCUGUACAUCACCUAUGCAGAAAACACGCUGUCAGUGUUGGUGAAACACCUGAGAAACAUUAGACAAACAAAUGGCUCCAACCCUGAUGUCUAUGUGGUCAUGCGUCUGAGACCCGACCCUCUGCAGACCUCCAAAAGGAAGACCAAGGUGGUUCGACAUAAUGACAACCCCACCUUCAAUGAAAUGCUGGUGUACAAAAAUGUCCCGUUGAUGUAUGGGAUGGUGCUUGAUGUGAAGGUGAAGAAUAAGAAGCAAAAGAAUAGGAGGCUUCUGGCUGAAGCCAUAAUCAAACUUGAGAGGGAACUUCUCGACGAGGAAAGAUGGUUUAUUCUUGAGGAUGGAGCAAAUUGAUCCUGGUGCACUGCAGGGAUUCUGCCAGCAGGGGGAGCCACCACACUGAAUGGACAGAUCCAUCCAUACAGAUGUGAACACAAGGUCAAAACAAGUCAGCCAACUAACUGUGCAAGUUCUCCAACUUAUAAAGAUGAAAGAGGCAUAUCAUGGAAAUCAUAGAUACGCUGAGACAAAUUUAGAAAAAAGAAGUCCAUAGUUAUCACAUUGUCUAUUUUUUCUUAAAGAAUUUAGCUGCAAAUUAUGGUGGAAAAUCAGUAUUUGGUCAAUUUUCAAGAUUUCGUCUUUAUUACUUGAAGUGUUUCUUAAGUAACCACUUCUUCACAGUGUGUUCAGGAUCAUUGUCAUGCUAAAAGUCUCAGCCAUGUUUCAUUAUUAACGCCCUUGCUGAUGGAAAGAGGUUUUCACUCAAAAUCUCACGAUACAUGGCCCCAUUCAUUCUUUCCUUAACACAGAUCAGUCAUCCCAGCCCCCUUGCAGAAAACCAGCCCCAAAGCAUGAUGGGAGUUUAGAGUGUGGCUGUUUAAAGAUGUGCACAUGUGUCUUUUAUACAGAUGACAUUAACACAGGUAACAAGGAGGGUAGAAGAGCUUCUUAAAGAAGAAGAAUCAGGUCUGUUAGAGACAGAAAUCUUGCUUGUUUGUUGGUGGCCAAAUACUUAGUUUGCUGAGGAAUGUAACAAUUAUAUACAUUUUUUAAAAUCCUACAUUUUGACUUUAGUCCUCUUUCAUCAUUUUAAGUAGGAGAACGUGCAAAAUAAAAGGUUGACUGAAUACCUUUUCACCCCAACGUAAAUAUCUACUUAACAUUAGGAAUUAUGCACUUUACAUAAAAAUACAAACCUGUAUUGUCUUCUUUUGACAUUCAGUUUUCUGUCAGUGUACUGUAAAAAAACAAUGUGUUUCUCAUCUGACAGACACAAGUGUUUACUUUGUGAAGGAACUUUUAACCUUUGUUAUUUAAAUAUCUUUUAAAUGUAGAUUUUAUCUGGUGAGCAUGAAGAAAAAUGUUUGCACUUUGAUUUGAUCUCCAGCUGUAACCUUGAGCAGCAGACAGAUAUUUGAUGUGACAGACUAGGGAGGAGGUGAUGUUUUAGAGCUGCUUGCAUGCUACCUGCAAAGCCUGGGUGUGUUUUUCCUUCAGGCUGUGUGAACUGAAGCUCCUUGACCAGUGGAAUUAGAAAAAGAAACAGGGGCCAGAGUGUGCGAAGAUAAGUCGGCGGCUCUGACCCGAGGGGCCGAUUCGACGGUCCCCUCUUCAUUUUGUCGUCUCAUCCAUCAGUGGCAUUCAAACACAGUUGUGCUCAAGCAUGCACAAACAUGUAAAGACAGACAAGCAACAUGAAUUUAAAAAAAUAAGGCAUCUACACACGCUCACCGUUUCUAGGCCAAACCAAGUCUUCAUGUUAUCUUAAUUCCAGAGCGCCCUGACAGGCCUGCUGACCCGUACUUUCCUUCUCCUCAUUCAAAGGAAUUUAGUGAUGAACGAGGAUAGAAAUAGACUUCUCUGGACUGGAUUUGGUUUAAUAAUGUAUACCUCUCUAGAGGCUAUUUUUGUUAUUCCCUGAUGGGGUUUAUCCAGGGAAAUGAGAAUGGAAGCAAAUCCUGGUCCGCAUUUGAUGACUGCAUUCAUCAGUUUUCAAGGCUCCACCUGAGAUGAUUGUGAAAGAUUUUAUUUGGUUGACCAACAUUAAGUAAAAGCUUCAGGAAUUGUGUCAUUUAUUAAACCUGUGAUCCUGUUUUUUUUUUGCUCUUGGUCUCAGUUACUGAAGAACUGCAAGCAGAGAAAUGUUUCAGUUUCUGGGUAAUCUUUCCUCUGCACUUCAGGCAGUAAAACAACCAAAAAAAUCCCAAACGUAUGUCUAUUUUUUGACAAUAAAAUGGUAUUUAUAUC